CUCAAACCACAAACAUGUUAAUAGAAUCCAUAUCCGUAACCCAGUCACAAAUGUGCAACACGAAUCUACAAAUGUAAACGUGUAACAUAAUUUUUGAGGGGGAAAAAACGGAGACCGUGAUUCGAGAAUCUCACCCACAACAAGUAACUGCUGGGCAGAUUUGCUGAGUAGAUUUAGUUAUGAUGCCAGCUAUUAAUUUCAAUUAUCAAGGCAGCUGGAGAACAGAAUAGAACGAAAGCAAUUUGUUCUGUACAGUAUUAUACUGAUAGAAAAACCUAGAAUAUAAAAGGUUAGAUUUUUAGCUGUACAUGAAAAGAAACUGGAACUUAUAUAUUGGGUAACCCAGCCUUUCACAACGAUAAAUUGAGUUCAUGCGCAAUCUUGCAGGUCAAACCUUUUUUUUCAACGGAGACGCUACGGUCACGUGACCAAGUGGCGCAAAUCCUCUUGGUUCAUUCAGCAUCUUUGGUUCAAGGCAAAUACGAAUGACGUUGACAUUCCUGCUAGGUGUGAUUUAAACAUCCAUCCAGACGAAAAUGACUUUGAAUUGCCCCUGAGGAUCGUGUUUUUAUUUUGUUGCCGAAAGAAACAAAUGGACAUCAACAAAAUAAUUAUGUACAUUUUAGCAAGAUGUCGCGCGUGAAUUUAUAUAUGUUGAUGGUGUUGGUGAUGAGCCACAUGACACUGGCUGCAACUAAGAACGUUUCUAUCGACCACUGCUAUGGGGCGCGAUUUCGCAAUGCGUUACUGGAAAAAUUCAACUUUGGUGGAGUGUUCAUUGUACUCUACGGGCACUUUUUCUGCUUCGCGCUUGUGUUGUGUGUGUUCUGCAUUCGUGUAAUGACCGGAGGCUGGGGAAAUGUCCCUCAAGAAGAUCCCGCGCUGUCUAACGUGGAUGACACGAUUGAUGAUGACAGUGACUCAUCCUCAUCUUCCAGUUCACCUACCCCUCAACCACACAUGGGUUUUAAAGAUGCACGAUUAAUGUCCUGGGUUAAUGACAUGGUCCACAUCAGUGAAAACGAGAUAAGGAGGAAGUGUGAGGAGGAUGUGAUUAAUUAUUUGUCCUUCCAGCGUCACAUCAUUGGCCUGUUAAUAAUUGUGACUAUGUUGUCUAUGGGUGUCAUCUUUCCCUUGAAUUAUGCUGGCAAACGUUUUGAAAAGGACACUCAUUUUGGAAAAUACACGAUUGCAAAUAUGAAUAGUGAAACAGGUUUGUGGGUGCACAACCUCUUUGCUGUCCUCUAUCUCAUCCUGACGGUGUACAGCAUGAGAAAGCACACGCACAAGAUGCACGACAGACAGGACGACAUGGCGAAUUGUACGUUGUUGGUGAUUGGAAUCCCCACAGAUGCAGAAGCAGUGGAGAUAAAGCAUCACUUUGAGGAGGCAUAUGAAUACUGUACUGUGGAGGAUGUACGGAUCUGUUACGACUUCUCCAAGCUGUUGGAACUGUUUCAUAAACGGAAGAGGGCAGAAUGCCAAAAAAACUUCUACCUCGAUCAACAGGCUCGGGGCAACACCACCAUGAUGACCGCAAACUUUUGUCAAUAUUUACGGUGUUUCAAACAUUACAAACAGCAAGAGGCGGUCGAGUAUUACACCAUGCUGGAAGAAUCGUUAUUGAAGAUCUUCAUGGAAGAGAGGGAGAAAGUACAGAAGAAACAUUUAAAAAUGAUCUUUGUCACUUUUCAGAAUGAGGCCGUGGCUGAAAGAAUUUUGAGGGACUUCAACGUUUGCAUUUGUCAUGGCUGUCACGUUGAGCGAGAGCCCAGGUGUUCUUCCAAGAGCGCCAAGCUGAGGACAGACAAUUGGACGGUCAGCUAUGCCCCUGAUCCACACAAUGUCCACUGGGACCAUCUGGCAGUGGGCGGAAUCUCAUGGUGGCUCCGCUUUUUUGCCAUCAACUUUUUGCUCGUCAUCCUCCUCUUCUUCUUUACCACUCCAUCCAUCAUUAUGGCCACUUUGGAUGACUUCAAUUUUACCAAAGCAGUGGAGGACCUAAACAAUCCACUCAUCACACAGUUUUUACCCACCUUCCUACUGUGGUUGUUCUCCACCUUGCUUCCUACCGUUGUCUAUUAUUCAUCUCUUUUUGAAUCCCACUGGACCCGGUCAACAGAAAAUCAAGUUACAAUGCACAAGUGCUAUAUUUUCCAAACUUUAAUGUUCCUGGUUCUGCCCUCCCUCGGUAUUGGCAAUAUGGAGUAUUUUUUCGAAUGGCUUUUUGGUUCUACGUUCUUGUCCAAUGGGACACAGCGAUUUGAGUGCGUGUUCCUUCCCGACACAGGCUCCUUCUUUGUUAAAUGUGUCAUUGCAUCUGCGCUCACUGGUAAUGCCAUGGAACUGCUGAGGAUCCCAGCUUUGGUGGUGUAUGGCGUUCGCAUUUGCAUGGCUUGUUCGGAGGCCAGGCGGAGGAACAUCAGGAUGUUACCGGCCACGGAGUUUCCAUGUGGAGCGUCUUACGCCUGGAUGAUGUGUAUCUUCACCAUGAUUAUGACCUAUAGCAUCACCUGCCCAGUCAUAGUCCCUUUUGGCCUGGUAUACAUGAUAAUAAAACAACAAGUGGACCGGUAUAACAUUUACUACAUUUAUCGGCCAACAAAGCUGGACAUGAGUAUCCACUCUGGAGCUGUCAAUCAAGCUAUGGUUGGGCCCAUUCUGGGAAUGUUGUGGCAGUUUUUCUUCUUUAUGAAGCGUUCUGGUCUUUUUGCUUCUUCCACCAUAUUCACAGGGACCAUGCUGCUCAUCACGUUCAUAAUCUUUAUCGCACGUGCCUGCUUUGGACGUUUGAAAAAGUUCACUCCUCACAACUAUCAGGUUGACAUCCAUCAUGAACAUGUAAGGGCCGAAAACCCAGAAGGUGAAGAUCAGAGCACAAACCUAUAUUCCCUCUUUCAGUUGAAAUAGAUUUCUCUACGGUGCCACGCGGGCGCCGGUUGAAUUGUACGGAUUAAAAUGUAUGUCGUCAUGUUUAUUGUCAAAAUGGGGUGAAGCACCUGAAGAGAUGAUUGAGCACUGAGGAAAAUGGAUUUGAAUUUGGAAAGUCGACCGAAUGCAAUGCGUCCAUUUUCCAAACCUUAUAUUCUCAAUAGGGUUGCGAAUAAGCGGAAGCUUAUCCCGGCUGACUUUGAGGCGAGAGGCAGGGAACACCCUGAACUGUCUGCCAGUCAAUAAAACAUGCAGCAUUAGAAAUAUAUGUAUUAUAAUAAUAUAAUAUCUAUUAGUGUUAUCAAGAUAAGGACUACUUAGUCAACUGCUCUUAACCGAGCCCAGAAAGCUGGCUUUCGGACUCACCAAUACUCUUUCUUGCAUUUGUUUUGCAUUAAGAAUUGAAUAUAAAUAAACAAUUGUCUGUAAUGGCAUUGAUUGGUAUGGUGUUUGAAAUGAUACAAAUAAAUUUGUCUAAUCAUUUUGUGAUGUACCCAAGUGUAUUGCUAGA
Hippocampus comes (tiger tail seahorse) is the source of this 3442-nucleotide messenger RNA. Its product is annotated as CSC1-like protein 2. Gene Ontology annotation, cellular component: plasma membrane. Lineage: Eukaryota; Metazoa; Chordata; Actinopteri; Syngnathiformes; Syngnathidae. The coding region runs from base 631 to 2910 and encodes 759 amino acids. The record is from RefSeq and is a predicted model, not a curated record. The transcript is spliced from 21 exons. Gene Ontology annotation, molecular function: calcium-activated cation channel activity.